GAAAUACUUCUCAAAAUCAAAGGAGAUGGUUAUUCGAUUCCGCUUUCCACUUCUUCUAUUAUGCUUUGUGAUUUUAUCGUGUGUUGGAAGCAAUGCAGCAAGGGAUUUGGAAGAAAAUUCGCUACUGCUUACUUUCACAAAACCUCUAAUUCUGAAAACCAUGGAAGAGACGAGGAGGAGAUGAUGAGUUUGGAAGACAAGUAUGCUACUGCUUACUUCCACAAAAGCACUGCUGCUAAAAACCAUGGCAAAGAGGAGAAGGUGAAGAGUUUGGAAGACAAGUAUGCCACUGCUUACUUCCACAAAAACUCUGCUGCUAAAAACCUCGACAGGGAUAACAAGAUGAUGAAGAGUUUGGAAGACAAGUAUGCUACCGCUUACUUCCACAAAACCUCUAAUUCUGAGAACGUUGACAGAGACGAGGUAAUGAAGCGUUUGAAUAAUAAGUAUGCAGCGGCUUACUUUCACAAAACCUCUGCUUCAAAACACCCUGAAAACAAUGACCAAGUGAAGAGUUUGACACAAAAAUAUGCAACUGCUUAUUUUCACAAAUCUUCCAAAAUGGUGAAUGAUCACAACAUGGAACAUCAGUACCAUGGUCAUGAUCAAAGUGCUGAGAUUGGCUUGUUCACCCUCGAUGAAUUACGUGCCUUCACAGUAGGCAAAAAAUUACCCAUCUUUUUUCCCAUAAAAAACCACUCCCUUUACCCUCCUUUCUUACCUAAAUCACUAGUUGAAACCAUCCCUUUUUCAUCUUCACAAGUUUCCGACAUUCUGCAAUUCUUCUCAGUUCCUCCAGACUCCCCAAAAGGCAAAGCCGUUCAAGAUACACUCCAAAAAUGCGGACUCGAAGCAGCUCAAGGAGAGACCAAAAUAUGUGCCACCUCUUUAGAAUCUUUACAUGGUUUUCUAAGCAAUGCGUUUGGACCCAAGGUUGAUUUCAUGUUCAUAAGCACAAGGCACCCCACAAUGACAACCCCAAUCUUCCAGAAUUACACAGUUUUGGAAACUCCUCGAGAGAUUGAGUCUCCAAAUAAAGCCUCUUUAGAAUCUUUACAUGGUUUUCUAAGCAAUGCGUUUGGACCCAAGGUUGAUUUCAUGUUCAUAAGCACAAGGCACCCCACAAUGACAACCCCAAUCUUCCAGAAUUACACAGUUUUGGAAACUCCUCGAGAGAUUGAGUCUCCAAAUAAAGUGGCAUGUCAUCCGAUUCCGUAUCUUUAUGCAGUUUAUUUCUGCCACUUUGAUGCCACUGAGACCAGAGUUUUCAAACUGAAACUAGCUGGUGAGAUUACUGGAGAUGAAGUUGAGGCUGUUGUUGUUUGCCAUAUGGACACUUCAGGUUGGAGCUCUGACCAUGAUGCUUUUCGCAUGCUCGGUGUUAAGCGAGGAGAUGCUGUUUGCCAUGUAUUUUCUCAAGGUAAUCUUGUUUGGAUUAAUCAGCCAUUAACCAUCAGUGUUAGUGCCAUGUAACUGUGUUAGGCUGUUACGACGGAGCUCUCAUUCGCUUCUGCUAAUCGGAACUCUAUCGCCAUUUCAGGUUGUUUCGUUCAUGGUAUGCUUGUUUCGUCUUUCUAUCUGUACCAAGUAACAAGUAAUUAAGCAAUAAAAUUAUGUUUUCGAUU
Molecule: messenger RNA, 1625 nt
Organism: Hibiscus syriacus
Lineage: Eukaryota; Viridiplantae; Streptophyta; Magnoliopsida; Malvales; Malvaceae
Product: BURP domain-containing protein BNM2A-like
Exons: 2
Coding region: 61-1473 (470 amino acids)
Source: RefSeq, a predicted model, not a curated record